UUUACUAAUUGGAAGUGCAUGCCCAGCCCCACCUCUAUAAAGGAGCCUAAUUUUGUUUUGGUUUUUUGGGUGUUUGGAGAAAGAACAGAAUCUUUCGGGUGUCAUCAACCCUUCUUUCUGAAUUCUCGAAAUACAGGAAAAAGGAAUUGCGGAGUAAUAUUUAGAGAGAUACAGAGAGAAGGGUGUUGGAAAUGAAGAGCAUACCUGGGUGGCAAGGUGUGUUUCUGGGAGGAAUAGCUUCAUGGGUUGUGAUAUCUUCAAUUCUUAAAGUGACUGAAAAGCUUAGAUCUCUCAUUCAACCAUGGGUUUCUCAACAUGUCAUCUCUGGCACCCCCUUCACUCUCAAGAUCCAGAGGUACCAGUAUAGGUAUUUGGAUGCCUUAUUUUCUGGUUUGUCUUGUAUUGUUUCUGUACCUUUCUACACUGGCUUUCUCCCAUUGCUCUUCUGGAGUGGGCAUUGUAAAUUGGCUAGGCAGAUGACCCUUUUGAUGGCUUUCUGUGAUUAUAUGGGAAACUGCAUAAAGGAUGUGGUGGCAGCCCCUAGACCUAGUUCACUUCAUGUUAGGAGAGUAACUGCAACUGAGGAUGAGAAAGAAAAUGCACUUGAAUAUGGACUACCUUCUUCACAUACCCUUAACACUGUCUGCUUGUCAGGAUUCCUUAUGCAUUAUGUCUUAUCCUACACCCAGAAUGAAGAUCUUUCCACAGAGUUAGCAGGACUUGCGGUGAUUUCUUUGCUUGUGGGACUGAUUGGUUUAGGAAGAAUUUACCUUGGGAUGCACAGCUUGAUUGACAUUAUUGGAGGUCUCGCUAUUGGACUGGCAAUCCUGGCAUUUUGGAUUUUUGCUCAUAGUUACAUAGACAGUUUCAUAGUUUCAGGACAAAAUGUUGCAUCCUUUUGGACCGCACUUGCGUUCUUAUUGCUCUUUGCUUACCCAACUCCCGAGUUGCCUACUCCAAGUUUUGAAUACCAUACAGCUUUCAAUGGCGUUGCUUUGGGAAUUGUAAUUGGAGUCCAGCAAACAUAUCAUCAGUUUCACCAUGAAAACGUUCCACGGAUCUUUACUCCUCAGCUCUCGUUCCCUGCAUUCGUGGGUAGAAUGCUAGUCGGGCUUCCAACAAUACUGCUCGUGAAGUACUGUAGCAAGGCUCUUGCCAAGCGCACGCUGCCCAUGCUUGCCAAUGCCCUGAGCAUCCCGAUAAGAUCAACCAGCUACAUACCCGGGCUGUGCGGUCCAAACACCACUAAGAAACCAAACGAAACAAAACAAGCCGGUUAUGUACUGAAGCUAUUCUUCUUCUCUCAGCAAGACUCCUUUGAUGUCGAUACUGGUAUUAGGCUCCUUCAGUACACUGGCCUUGCAUGGUCUGUGGUUGAUCUUGUUCCAUCUCUAUUCACCUACUUACACUUGUGAUGAUAUUAUAGAAAAAUGAUGUCUUUUUGAUGAUACAAUUGGGAAAGUAUCUUUUGUUUAGAUGACAUUCUUGGAUCUCAGAGCAAACUUAACAGUUGAGGUUUUUUCUCCAGUUCUUU
Ipomoea nil (Japanese morning glory) is the source of this 1534-nucleotide messenger RNA. RefSeq names its product lipid phosphate phosphatase delta-like. Gene Ontology annotation, cellular component: endoplasmic reticulum membrane. Bases 192 to 1415 code for a protein of 407 amino acids. The record is from RefSeq and is a predicted model, not a curated record. Gene Ontology annotation, molecular function: sphingosine-1-phosphate phosphatase activity. The transcript has 8 exons. Lineage: Eukaryota; Viridiplantae; Streptophyta; Magnoliopsida; Solanales; Convolvulaceae.